Symbiodinium sp. CCMP2456 is the source of this 873-nucleotide messenger RNA. Lineage: Eukaryota; Dinophyceae; Suessiales; Symbiodiniaceae. The record is from the annotation of a GenBank genome assembly.
AUGGUGUUUCGAUCAGCUACCGCCACCUUGGGUGGCUUUGAAACCUACCAGUGGCAAGGGACGAGUUGGUCCCUAGUACCGACCGCAAACAUCACAAACCCACCGGGAGUUUCGACGUUCAGAUUUGCAGUCGAUGGGCAACGCCUCGUGUUGACCACCGCGAUUAUCAACGCCGGGAUAGUCCCCGUUGUGUACGUGUACGAGUGGACGGGCAGCACGUGGAAUGGGCCGUCAGCCAAUUUCACUCCGCAAAAUGCCGCGAUCAUCCAGAACGUCGCCGUGGAGGGCAAUUACAUUCUGACGGUCUUGUUUACGACUGAUGGAACAGGGACUUUGCUGGCAUAUGUUCACGAGUACAACGCCGGCUCAUGGGAGGAGGUCUAUAGCCAAGUGCUCGGCGAUCCGAACGCAACCAUCAACGACAUCCAGGAUGCAGAUAUCUCCAGCACUGGCAAGGCGGUAACGGUUGUUAUUGCCGGGGUGCAGCUGGUCCCAGAGCAAGCCUUCUUGAUCUCCGAGGCCACCAACGAUAAUCGACGAAUCACGAAGUUCUUCGAGAAAGGCCUUGAUAAUGUUUGGGGUCCAACACAGACAUUGGUCGUCGACAACACCAGGGCCCAGUCUGCGGUGAGCAUCUCCGGGACAGCCGCUUUAUCGACUGGCUUUGAGUCAGAUUUUAUCGGCAACUUUAACAUCACCGCCACCGGCAUGAUCCUUGGUUGCAAUACAACUGGAACAACAACGACGCCGAUGCCUCCUUAUGGUUACUCGUACUACUCGCGGCAUUCUCGCCGCUUCCGACGUGCACGCUGCCCAAAGUGGUGUGCUGCAAAGUGGUGGUGGUACUGGAGAUGCCGGCACUGUGGGUUUUAG